This is a messenger RNA of Spirometra erinaceieuropaei, 1831 nucleotides long. The record is from the annotation of a GenBank genome assembly. Lineage: Eukaryota; Metazoa; Platyhelminthes; Cestoda; Diphyllobothriidea; Diphyllobothriidae.
AUGACAGACGCGGGCUAUGCUGCGACCGUACCAGGCAUCAUGAAAAUUAUUGGGGCCAUUAUCGGCUUCAUCAACAUGAUCCUCAUCGCCGUCGGCCUUAAUGUUCACUCAAGUGAGGGCGGCUACCUACUGUUUGUGGCCAUUUAUGUUUGGGUGAUGUGCCUGCUUCUCCUUCUGCUGCACAUAUUCGAUGUCAGCGGCAGUAAUGGCUUCGACAUCUUCGUAAGUCAUCAUUUUCGAUUUUUUUAAGUCAUCUCUUAUACUUAUAUAAACUCAUGAUCAGGGAGCAUCAAAACCAAAUUUUCGAUUCAGCUUUGUUGCAUUAAAAUGCAAGCAAAAACAAUGUGUGUAUAGGUAGCACAUACUGCCGCCUCUUUUUUCAGCAUGUUCCAUAUUUCCUGCUCAGAUUAAAAAAUACGCAAUAUAAUCACCAAAAUGUGCAAAACAAAGGUCGACCUGUUAACGCUGAUCGAAGUUAUGCGUUUUGUUUUGUACUCCGGGCGUCGAUAUUUCAAAGGACUAAAUGAAUGAAGCGUUUCGUUAAUAGUAACAUUAAUCGGACCUUUCUGUAUGAUCAGCUGGUCAAAAUUGAUCGCCUGCGUCUUAAAAAGACAUCGCCUUAGAGCAUUUGGCGGCAUGCUUGUCUGACAAGAAAAAGAUGAGUCUAGUGAGACAUGUGACUUUCGAAAAAACACAAUAUUAUAUAUUAUAAGAAAUAGAUAGCCUAAAGCGUAUAUUGGUAAUUGAGAAUCCUUUUAGACAAAAUCACAAAAAAAUAAAUACUGUUUUUAGACAGUGUAUUUCAGACCGUCUAUAGCUAAAUAUCUUGACACUAAUUUGUAUUAAUAAUAACAGUGAAAUGUUGACCUGUUAUCAAGAUUCAAUACAAGUUCUCAUUUUUACGGUUAAAAGACACGUCGUUUUAGUAUUUCUCCCGUUUAUUCUUACAUCUCAAUUCCUACGAAACUAGAUCGACUUUGAUAGUGUUCUGCUUUGCAAAAAGCCCUAGUUUAACACUCAGUCUUUCGGGUAAUUUAUUUUAAGCACGGGAGUUCUAGUCAUUGACGCAUAUGCUAUCUUUUUACAGGAGGUAGUUGCACUAGGAUUGAUGGUUCUGUUCGUCUUCAUCGCCUUCAUUAUUGCUGCUGUAUAUGCUGGCCGGACAAAUUACAGUUAUCUGAUCGCCAUAACGGUAAGCCACAUAUAUUUGCCACUUAACAGACAUGACAACUAUCUCGAUAAACCACAUUGCGCAGAAAUUUCGAAAGACAUGAUAGCAGUUCGGCCAAAAAUAGACUGCAGAUUUUAUAAAAAAUUAAGGGUUACCUGCCGAUUUUUCGGUGAAAAGAAAAUCCAAAAAUCCUCUACCCUGCUAAAGGCGUUUUUUCACAAACUGACUAAGUACGCUCUAGUCGGAUGAAAACAUUUGUAUUGUUUUUACGUUCCUUUAACACACUAUUACUGCCUAAAUCAUGCUAUGAUCUUCGAAUUUAUGAUUUAACUGCCAGUGAAUGACCAUGAUCGUGCUUAUUCAUAGGAAAGAAUUAUUUUAUGAAUUUUAAUGAUCUUUGUAUUUGAAGGCAAAUUUGAGUGCUGGCAUGAACAUUGAGACUUAUUUUAUGGGCAUGACGAAACUGGUACUCGCUUGCGUAUUAGGUUCACUUGGCGUAUAUUAACUGCUGUAAAUGUAGUGCAGUAGCGAACCGAUAAUACUUACGAACAUUUAACUUAAAGCAAAAUUGUUUUGAAAUGUUUUCUUCAGGUCUUGUUCUUCAUAGUACUCGUCACGUCCGUCGUCGACUUUGCCCUUCAACUACGAAAAAUGGUCUGA